GAAUAUAAAUUAUGUCAGCUGAGAACACAACAACCGGAAAAAUAUAAAAUCCACAGCAACCGCUAUGAAGAGUUUAGUUGUAAAUUACUACAGUAGACGAGACAUAAGAGUUACUAGAGAUUGCAAGUUAUAACAAAAUGUGGAAAUUUAGCUUCACGACCAUAAUACUAACCGCUUUGCUGUCGGCGCGCUUGUGCAACGGCGAGUGCAAUGUUUGCAAUGACAACGGCGCUGCCUGCAUAACAAACACCACCUUCCAACUAUGCUUUAGCAACGUGGCACAGGGUGCCAUAUAUUCCUGCCCGAAUGCCGGCCAAGUUUGCACCAAUUUGGGUGCGAUUUGUCUCGAUUCCGCAAGCAGUACAAGUAUUCAAGCCGAUUGUGGCAACACAGAACAAUGUGGACUCUGCACUGGUGUUGCAGAUGGCAGUUACGCAUGCACCAGUCACACCACGUUUGUCAUGUGUCUAGGUGAAGAGCCAUCAAGCAUAACUGCCACCUGUCCCAGCGAUGAAGUUUGCUUAACUUCCCGUGCGAAUGAUGGAGUCAGUCCUUGCGCCAGUCAGUGUUUGACAAAUAUUGCGGAUAUGUGCGAUAUUAUAUCUCCGGAUGCUACAACUGUCACGCCCACAACGGUCACAACUGAGACGGCCAGUGCACAAACAACCUCGACUCCAACAACGAUAACUUCGGCACCUACAACUGAGAGUAGUUCCAGUACAGGCACAACUGAGACGGUCAGUACACAAACAACCUCGACUCCAACAACGAUAACUGCGGCACCUACAACUGAGAGUAGUUCCUCUACAGGCACAACUGAGACGGCCAGUACACAAACAACCUCGACUCCAACAACGAUAACUGCCGCCCCCACAACUGAGAGUAGUUCCAGUACAGGCACAACUGAGACGGCCAGUACACAAACAACCUCAACUGCAACAACGAUAACUGCCGCACCCACAACUGAGAGUAGUUCCAGUGCAGGCACGACUGAGACGGCCAGUACACAAACAACCUCAACUGCAACAACGAUAACUGCCGCACCCACAACUGAGAGUAGUUCCAGUGCAGACACGACUGAGCCGGCCAGUACACAAACAACCUCAACUGCAACAACGAUAACUGCGGCACCCACAACUGAGAGUAGUUCCAGUACAGGCACAACUGAGACGGCCAGUACACGAACAACCUCGACUGCAACAACGAGAACUGCCGCCCCCUCAACUGAGAGUAGUUCCAGUGCAGGCACAACUGAGAGGGUCAGUACACAAGCUACCUCGACUGCAACAACGAUAACUGCCGCUCCCACAACUGAGAGUAGUUCCAGUGCAGGGACGACUGCAAGUGCGGAGGAAACUGUGUGUAAUAGUCAAACUGCAGUAGGUCGCUACCCGAAUCCGAACGACGCCACAUGUCGAACUUAUAUCUACUGCAGUGUUCGUACAAGUGGUAGUUUGGUUGGUAUUCUGAUGACUUGCCCUGGCUCCACAUACUUUAAUUCAAGUACAAUUGAAUGCCAAGCUGCUCUGCCAACUGGUUGUACUACAUAGUUAUAAAUAUUCAAACAAUAUAAAGCUUUCAAAGGAAAAGGUCCGCAUGUAGAAAGUGUAAUUAAUAAGAAAAUUGAUCGUUUGUAAAUAAAUACAAAGUAUAGAAAUGUG
Bactrocera dorsalis (oriental fruit fly) is the source of this 1661-nucleotide messenger RNA. RefSeq lists its product as uncharacterized. The record is from RefSeq and is a predicted model, not a curated record. The transcript is spliced from 4 exons. Bases 138 to 1550 code for a protein of 470 amino acids. Gene Ontology annotation, molecular function: chitin binding. Gene Ontology annotation, cellular component: extracellular region. Lineage: Eukaryota; Metazoa; Arthropoda; Insecta; Diptera; Tephritidae.